UAUCUCUGCUGUCACUCAGGUGUAGCCACCUCCUUAGCACUCACUCUCCAUUUUGUUAUCUGUCUUAAUCAACUACAUGCAUAUCUUUACUGUUUAUACGUUUAUAAAGCUUAAAUUAUGUCAAAAUGAGUGCAUGAAGAAAUGCAAAAUAUAUUGCUGAACCUUUUUCACCAGAACUUCCUGACAUAUCUUUCGACACCAUGCUGUUUUUUAAUCUACGUAAGAAACCACAGACUCCUAUACUUCUGCUUCUUUUAGUAUUUAGAUCCUAUACCCUGUUACACAAAAGUUCUAACCAUGCAGUACCUCAACUCAUACAACAGCUCGCGCACCGCUUCUGACUCUACUGAGAACCUGAUUGCCAGUAUUGUGGGGGCAGUUUGCUUUAUACUGGGAGUCCCUGGUAAUAUUGCUGUAAUGGUGCGUCUGUCUGGAUGGCUGAAGAGAGGCAGUUUCACCCCGAGACUGAUGCUAAGCCUGGCCAUAUCAGAUCUACUCACUCUGAUUUCUCUGCCCAUUUGGAUUUGGGCUGAUCUGCAUGGCUGGGUGUUUGGGUCAGUCAUGUGUAAGCUUCUACUUUACAAGGUGUUCUUAGGCUUCAACUGCAGUGUACUGUGUGUGGUGUUGAUGAGCCUGCAGCGAUACAUCCAAGUGCUGCAUCCUGAGAAAUGGAAGAAGCUUGGCAGAAAUGGAAAGAAGAUCCUUUUGAGUGGGAUGUGGAUGUUAAGUGCAGUUUUUUCAUGCUAUGCUCUCAUACUAAGCGAUCUAAUCACGGACAGAGGAGGACGACUUCAGUGCAGGCUAAAAUAUCAGAAUAAGGCUGAAAGAGUGCUUACAUUAAUAUGGCAUAUUAUACUAUUCGUGGCUUCAUCUACCAUUGUAUCUUAUUUCUACUUUCACCUUUACAGAGGAGUUAAUAACUCAGCUUUCUUUAACAGUAACUCAUUGACCAAGGUGGUGACCAGAAUUGUAGUGUGUUUUUUUAUUUUUUGGAUCCCAAAUAAAAUCUCCGACAUUGUGAUCAUCAUUGCUACAUUGACUGGGAAUGACAGUCUGUUAAUAUCUGCAGAAUCUGGAGACAAUGUUACUACAGCUCUGGUUUUUUUUAACAGUUGUGUGAACCCCUUACUGUACGCUUUCUCUGCUCGGGCUCGACAACAGGGAACAGCUGGAACAAAUGAUCCUUAGUUUCUUGGAGAUGUAGAGGUUUGAGAGAGAAGAUGAACUUUUCUAACAGCCUAUCACAGACAUUUUUACUUUCAGUCUAUUUUUAUAGUUUUUUUGCACCUUCUAAUUCUUUUUAAUAACACCUUUUAAUAUAUUUUUUUCAGAUUAAUUUAAUCAAUGUAAAGUGAGUCUGUACAGUAUGAUUUUUCAAACUUUUUAUCUACCUAAUACAUUUACACCAAAAGCAUAAUUGCUUGAAACAAAGAAGUAAGUCAUAAAUUACAAUUAUUUUCCCUGUUUGUAUUGUGUUAAAAAAACAACAACAAAAAAACAAGCUUAACGUUGAUGUAUCCUAAGUCUGUAACCUAGUGAACAAGUGUUAAUGUAUUCAUUGCUGGAGACUUCAAAGCACUUUUGUACAUUGCUCAGGAUAAGUGCAUCUGCCAAAUGUUGUGAAUGUAAAUUUGUAAAGUGACAAAUGUUAAUCAGUCAAAAAUGUUUCGUCAAUAUUAGCAACAUUCAUUAUAAGUAUAGUUUUGUGUUUGUUAGAUUUUUUUUGUGUCUCUGCUUUACAUUGCUGAUUUUAUAUAUAGUUUUGGUUGAAACUAAAAGCUGU
Molecule: messenger RNA, 1783 nt
Organism: Tachysurus vachellii
Lineage: Eukaryota; Metazoa; Chordata; Actinopteri; Siluriformes; Bagridae
Product: C-X-C chemokine receptor type 1-like
Exons: 1
Coding region: 298-1188 (296 amino acids)
Biological process (GO): immune response; G protein-coupled receptor signaling pathway
Cellular component (GO): membrane
Molecular function (GO): G protein-coupled receptor activity
Source: RefSeq, a predicted model, not a curated record